AUGGGAAAACUUCACAACAUUGCUGUGUUCAUUCGCAACUCUACAAUUCACAACGACGCAUGGGACGACAUUGCGGGGAAAGCCCUCGGUAUCGACAACAUCACGCGCUGGAACUCGUGGUUCAAGCUGCUUGAUGCCGCCAUCAGCCAGGAAGGCCCAUUGUCGGUCUUCGUCAAUCAGUAUCAUCGAGAGCUUGAGGACGACAUCCUGACUCAUGAUGACUGGCAAGUAUUGAAGAUGACACACGAGUUCUUGCAGCCGUUUCACCAGGCCACCAUGGAGCAGCAAAUGGCCUGGGCUUCAAUAGAUCAGGUGCUAGAGAACAUGGACAUACUCUUCGUGCAAUUCGAAGACGCAAAGGUCAGUCGCAGACUCUGCAAGUAUUGCCUUCGGGCUGAAGAAGAGAAGCUCAACUUCGAUGCAGGUCAAGUAUGCCGAAAACGCCCACAUGGUAAGCUCGGUUCACAUGGGCUGGUGGGUUCUUUCAAAGUAUUACGAAGAAACCGACAAAACCCCGUGUAUGCCACGGCACUCUGCUCCAUCCAGAAAAACGGCGGAGGUAUCUCGACCGUCAUUGGGCACCAGAGUGGCGGCAGACAGCCAUUGCUGCAGCGCAGCGGCAAUGGGCGAAGUAUAAGGACAGACCGAUUUCGUCGGAGAGAACCGUGCGACCCAGUUGUGAAGCGCGAGGUCGCUUCUUACGAGCGCAUAAGGCAGUCAAUGAGUGUCCUGGAUGAACCUGGCGAUGAAGACGAGUUUGAGAAAUUCAUCAAUGCUCCUCCGAGACAUAUGCUGACUGCCAAUCCGCUUGAAUGGUGGUGUCGUGAGGAGCAGAGAGCCGAGUAUCCACGCUUGCAUCAGAUGGCCCUUGACAUACUCAGCGUCCCAGCGAUGUCGGACGAGCCGGAGCGGUGUUCUCUGCACAAGGCGGACACUUUCUUGGGAUCGAGCUCGACUUUCCGCGGACAGGACUGA
This is a messenger RNA of Hirsutella rhossiliensis, 975 nucleotides long. Its product is annotated as transposase-like protein. The transcript has a single exon. Gene Ontology annotation, molecular function: protein dimerization activity. The record is from RefSeq and is a predicted model, not a curated record. The coding region runs from base 1 to 975 and encodes 324 amino acids. Lineage: Eukaryota; Fungi; Ascomycota; Sordariomycetes; Hypocreales; Ophiocordycipitaceae.